This is a messenger RNA of Blepharisma stoltei, 597 nucleotides long. The record is from the annotation of a GenBank genome assembly. NCBI's taxonomy places the organism in Eukaryota, Ciliophora, Heterotrichea, Heterotrichida, Blepharismidae.
AUGAAGCCAAGCGUUUUAGAGCAAUCUUCAAAAACCCAAGAAAUUUCUUUCAAAAAGAAAUGCCAGCUUCAAUACUCCAAAAUAAAGGCAAGAUCAUUUUUAAUCCGAGAUCUUUACAAAGAGCGAAACCUUCAAGAGAAGCUGAAUGGCGAAAUGAGUGAGAAAAAGCAUCGAGAAGAAAUUAUCAAAAGAUCUAUGAUGAGGUUCAACAAUAGUCCUUUUGCAGUGAAUUAUAUCGCUCAGCAAGAAAUUUCAGAGCAUGAAAGGAUGAUGUAUGAUAAAUUUGGAUAUAGGAGAAAACGAUCUAAACGUUGCCAUAGCAAAUCUAAUUCAUCAAGAGAGAGAAAAAGUGAUUUUGAUAGAUUUAAAAAAUCAAUUAGGGUUGACACUACAGAUGAUGACAAAAGAUCAGACAAUACUUCGCCUUUAGAGCCCUUAUCAAAAUUUGGAGAUGGAUUUUCUGGGAAGAAUAAAAAUCUGAGUGUUUCACUUGAAUCAGGUGCGAAGAAGAAGGUAUGGAGCAAACCUGGGUCAAAAGAAGAACAGUCUCCUGCAAGGGAUACCAUAAAUAGAUUAUUGAGCAAACUAUCAGAUUAA